This is a messenger RNA of Lathyrus oleraceus (garden pea), 874 nucleotides long. RefSeq names its product disease resistance response protein 206. The coding region runs from base 156 to 710 and encodes 184 amino acids. The transcript has a single exon. The record is from RefSeq and is a predicted model, not a curated record. Lineage: Eukaryota; Viridiplantae; Streptophyta; Magnoliopsida; Fabales; Fabaceae.
AUAAAUAAGUUUGUCCUAUGUAUAACAAUUGUUUUCAAAGAAUUAAAUUAAGAUUUUUCUUCUUCUCUUAUAAAAGGGCAUGCACUACAACCAUAGUCUAAACCAAGUUCUUCUACUCCCUCUUUACUUUCAAGUUCCAAUAGCUAAGAAAUAAAAUGGGUUCCAAACUUCCAUUACUAUUUGUUUUUGUGAUGUUGUUUGCUUUAAGUUCAGCAAUUCCAAACAAGAGAAAGCCAUAUAAACCAUGCAAAAACCUAGUCUUUUAUUUUCAUGACAUACUUUACAAUGGAAAGAAUGCAGCAAAUGCAACAUCAGCAAUAGUAGCAGCUCCAGAAGGUGUUAGUUUAACUAAAUUGGCACCUCAAUCCCACUUUGGUAACAUAAUAGUUUUUGAUGAUCCUAUCACAUUAAGCCAUAGCCUUUCUUCAAAACAAGUUGGAAGAGCACAAGGGUUUUAUAUUUAUGAUACCAAAAACACAUACACUUCUUGGCUUAGUUUCACUUUUGUUCUUAAUAGCACUCAUCAUCAAGGAACCAUUACUUUUGCUGGAGCUGACCCAAUUGUCGCCAAAACUAGAGAUAUUUCUGUCACUGGUGGUACUGGAGAUUUCUUUAUGCAUAGAGGAAUUGCUACUAUUACCACUGAUGCCUUUGAAGGCGAGGCUUAUUUUCGACUUGGUGUUUAUAUCAAGUUCUUUGAGUGUUGGUAACUAUCAAAUUAAGUACUAAUUGCUAUAGUAAAAGCAAUUAAAUUUGAAGUUAAAUUGUUGUUGUGUCUUUUCAUGUUGUGUUUUUAAUUAAUUAGCCCAUAAAGUAUACUCUCUGUACUUUUUUAUUGUCUAAGAUUAUUAUCAAUAAAUGAAGAUUCUAUUAA